Molecule: messenger RNA, 1224 nt
Organism: Tyto alba (common barn owl)
Lineage: Eukaryota; Metazoa; Chordata; Aves; Strigiformes; Tytonidae
Gene: SNN
Product: stannin
Exons: 5
Coding region: 722-985 (87 amino acids)
Cellular component (GO): mitochondrial outer membrane
Source: RefSeq, a predicted model, not a curated record
CCGCCUCACCCAUCAGCUGUUGCUGUCCGGGCCCUGCGCGCCGGGCGCCGAUUGGUCGCCGCGCGGCGCCGCCCGGCCCUCGAUAUAAGGCGGAGCGGGCGGGGAAGGAGCUGUCGCGCCCGCGGUGGCGUCGGUGGAUGCGCCGCGGGACGGUGCGAGGUGGGGCCGGGACGGACGCCUGUACUAGAAGCUAGUGGCUAGAUGUCAUUGUGUAACCCUGGAAAGCCAAGAGUAAAAGGGAUUCGGGAUGCGGAACAUCUAGAGACCAGUGUGAUCCCUCUCUGCAGGGGAGGUGUGAGGAGGAACACUUGCCGGAUGAGAUCCAAAACUGGUGUGACCUUCAGCCUUCUAAUAAGGUGAUUCUGAAACUGAGUAGAGGACUCGUAGCCUGAGCUCUAGUAGCUACUCAGUACAGAGAGUACUGGCUCCAGACUCCUUGAGUGGGAAGGAAAAGAAGAUAGGCCUGCAGAAGGAAUGACUUCUACGCUUUAACUCAUUGAGAAGUGGAAUUGAAGUGCUUUGAGAAAAUGACCUUGAAUUUCAUCUAGUUGUCAUUUUCCUAGAAGGUCAUACUGAGACCAUUGCAGUCUGUGACUGUUAAAAAGGGGGAGGGAGAAAUACACUCUCACAGUCCAGUUAGAGGAGUUUGAAGAUGCAGCAAGCCUUAUAGUGAGGACAGAAGAAUCUCCUUAGAGAAGUCAGACAAUCUGAAAUAGUGACCAUGUCUAUUAUGGAUCAUAGUCCCACCACUGGAGUGGUGACAGUUAUUGUUAUUUUAAUUGCUAUUGCGGCUCUUGGUGCCUUGAUACUGGGCUGCUGGUGCUACCUGCGUCUGCAGAGGAUCAGCCAGUCUGAAGAUGAGGAAAGCAUUGUGGGCGAAGGAGAAACUAAAGAGCCCUUUCUUCUGGUGCAGUACUCUGCUAAAGGACCUUGUGUAGAGAGGAAAGCUAAGCUAACUCCAAAUGGCACAGAAAUACAUAGCUAACUUGGAGCAACACACGUAUAUGGACUCUGCUUAUGAUGUGUGUAACCAGAAGAAUCUCUAUACUGUGAAGAACCUGGUCACAUGCACACUACUCAUCAGAAAACACCCUGAUGAGGAUUAAAUAAGCUUUGAUUGCAACUGCAUGCACUGAGAAGUUGCACUUUGCAUCAGCUGUGUAUCCUAAUUCCUCUACAACAGGAGCUGACUCACCUGGCGUAAUGUCCAUUGCCGGCAAUGGA